Molecule: messenger RNA, 1188 nt
Organism: Pteropus alecto (black flying fox)
Lineage: Eukaryota; Metazoa; Chordata; Mammalia; Chiroptera; Pteropodidae
Gene: SDHB
Product: succinate dehydrogenase complex iron sulfur subunit B
Exons: 8
Coding region: 189-1031 (280 amino acids)
Biological process (GO): aerobic respiration; tricarboxylic acid cycle; respiratory electron transport chain
Cellular component (GO): mitochondrial membrane
Molecular function (GO): electron transfer activity; 2 iron, 2 sulfur cluster binding
Source: RefSeq, a predicted model, not a curated record
CCCGCUCGCGUUGGCGUUCUCUGCCUUCGCUCCUUCCGCCCAGGAAACCGGAAGUAGCCUCUCUCCCGGUGGCUCCUACGCGGUUAACGGAUCCUCAGUGGACGCUGGCUGCGCGCCAAGGUAGUCAACGUGAUACCUGCAGAGAGUGACUUCGGGGUUAAGGGUGGUGCUGGACGUCAGGAGCCAACAUGGCAGCGGUGGUCGGAGUCUCCUUGAGGCGUCGAUUCCCAGCCACAGCCUUUGGCGGAGCCUGCCUGCAGGCCUGCCGAGGGGCCCAGACAGCUGCAGCCACAGCUCCCCGAAUCAAGAAAUUUGCCAUCUACCGAUGGGACCCAGAUAAGACUGGAGAUAAACCUCAUAUGCAAACUUAUGAAAUUGAUUUGAAUAAAUGUGGCCCCAUGGUGUUGGAUGCUUUAAUCAAAAUUAAGAAUGAAAUCGAUUCUACCUUGACCUUCCGAAGAUCAUGCAGAGAAGGGAUCUGUGGCUCUUGUGCAAUGAACAUCAAUGGAGGCAACACGCUGGCUUGCACCAAAAGGAUCGACACCAACCUCAACAAAGUCUCAAAAAUCUACCCGCUUCCACAUAUGUAUGUGAUAAAAGAUCUUGUUCCUGAUUUGAGCAACUUCUAUGCUCAGUACAAAUCCAUUGAGCCUUAUUUGAAGAAGAAGGAUGAAUCCCAGGAAGGCAAGCAGCAGUAUCUGCAGUCCAUAGAAGAGCGCGAGAAACUGGAUGGGCUCUACGAGUGCAUCCUCUGCGCCUGCUGCAGCACCAGCUGCCCUAGCUACUGGUGGAAUGGAGACAAGUAUUUGGGGCCUGCGGUUCUUAUGCAGGCCUAUCGCUGGUUGAUUGACUCCAGAGACGACUUCACAGAGGAGCGCCUGGCCAAGCUGCAGGACCCGUUCUCUCUGUAUCGCUGCCACACCAUCAUGAACUGCACACAGACCUGCCCCAAGGGGCUGAAUCCAGGGAAAGCUAUUGCUGAAAUCAAGAAAAUGAUGGCAACUUACAAGGAGAAGAAGGCGUCAGCUUAAUUGUUCUCACACCAAACGUGACUUGCAACCAGCUCAGCUGGACAUAACUUACAUCUAAUUUGGGUUCUUUCAGAGGUCUUCACUGUCCAUGAAUACAGCAUGUAUAAUAAAACUUUUAAGAAAUAAAUAAAUGUUAUUCUACUUUAUUAACAAAAAA